Molecule: messenger RNA, 1225 nt
Organism: Cimex lectularius (bed bug)
Lineage: Eukaryota; Metazoa; Arthropoda; Insecta; Hemiptera; Cimicidae
Gene: DCTN6-p27
Product: dynactin subunit 6
Exons: 4
Coding region: 292-834 (180 amino acids)
Biological process (GO): mitotic spindle organization
Cellular component (GO): dynactin complex
Molecular function (GO): dynein complex binding
Source: RefSeq, a predicted model, not a curated record
ACGGACCUAAGUGAUCGAAAAGAACCGGAAAACAAACUACAAAAUCAUCACCCAACAGACCUCAAGACGAAAUCUCAACUAUUUUCAUAAUCCAAACUAUACCGGGCACCGAUAUGGGCCGGAAUCGAUGUUUACAGCAUGGCAUCACAGAAACUUUCAAGUAUCGUUAUAUCGACUAGUCCCUAGCCAUGUUUUUAUGUUUCACCGGAAGGUUCUGGAGUAUUAUGCUGUGUGUCAGUUCUGAGAGCAUAUGAAAUAUUGUAGGGCUCAUAGGAUUAUAUAAAUUAUAGAAUGACAUCGCACCAAGGAAGUGUACGGUUGGCCCAAGGGGCGGUCGUAUGUCUCGAAACAAAACUAGUAGGAAACAUUUCAAUUGGCCCGAGGUCCGUGAUCCACCCGAAGGCAUCCAUCAUCGCAGAAGGUGGCCCGGUCAUCAUGGGAGAGAACAACAUAGUCGAGGAGCAAUGCAUCAUUGAGCACAAGCCCAAGGAAAACGACAGGCCGAACACCUUAAUGAUAGGUUCUCAUAAUAUAUUUGAAGUAGGCUGUAAUAUAAAGGCGAAAGUAAUCGGUGAUAACAACGUAUUCGAAGCUAAAUGUUACGUUGGGCCGGACAUCGAAGUCGGCAACGGAUGCAUAAUUGGAGCCGGAGUCAGACUUGUCUAUAAGGAAAAAUUGCCCGAUAACGUAAUCAUUACUGGAAGUCAGUACAACAGGACCAUCGCGGGCGAUAGGCCUCCGCCACAGACCCUCCAGCUUGAUUUUCUUACCAAAGUUCUUCCGAACUACCAUCACCUGCGUAGGUUGAAGGAUCAACGACCAAAUGUUUUAUGAUUAAAGCCUUUAUUAAAUUAAACUCGAUCCAGCUUUUUUUUUUCAUUUUUUUAUAAGACUGGAAUAUGCUGGAUAGUGCAUCAGCUCAGUAAUAAUAGCUGUGGAGAUGCAAAAAAAAUGUGAUGUAGGAAUAUCAAAUUUUUAAAAAGUUAAUGUCAUAAUUAAUAUUAAAAUAUUGCACGAAGUGUUGGGUGUUGGUGUGAUAUUUACUAAAGAUUCACAAAUUUCAUAUUUUGUAAAUUGUAUUUUACAUAUGUAACAAAAAUGAGGGAAUGGGAAACCAUUUAAAUUUUGAAUCUCUUUGAUGGGAGUACAGCUUUUAUGAUUCAGGCUUAUGUAAUGUAAAUAUAAUGAAUUACAACAGAUUUGUACAUGCUUAAAAAAUAAAUAA